Messenger RNA from Gallus gallus (chicken), 2705 nucleotides. Its product is annotated as putative cation exchanger C521.04c-like. Gene Ontology annotation, molecular function: calcium:proton antiporter activity. Gene Ontology annotation, biological process: calcium ion transmembrane transport; intracellular calcium ion homeostasis. The transcript is spliced from 20 exons. Lineage: Eukaryota; Metazoa; Chordata; Aves; Galliformes; Phasianidae. Gene Ontology annotation, cellular component: endomembrane system; membrane. The record is from RefSeq and is a predicted model, not a curated record. Bases 29 to 2251 code for a protein of 740 amino acids.
ACCGCUGUCCUUUGGAACCGCUGUCCUUAUGGCCACCGAGAGCGAACCGGGUCGGUGCCACCGCCGCUGCGCGCAGGAGGGGCUGGAUGUCCUCAAGGUCCCUGAGACCCACAGUGAUGGUGACAUCCCCCGUCGGGGCUCCCUCUGUGACCGUCACUGUGCUGCCAUCAACAAUGUGCAGGGUGACCUGGGCUGCCACCAGCACCAUCCCCGUGGCCAUGCAGCUGUGUCCUCGCCGCUCUGCUGCCAGCAGCACUCGGAGGAGGUCUGUGAGAGCUGCGUAGUGAAAACCACACUGACAGCUGAAAACGCCGUGGAGGCCAACAAGCUCUCCAAUAACUACAAGUUCGGCUUCAAGAAAUGGAAGAGCCACAUUACAGCACGGCCAUGGGAAGACCGCUCAGAGAUUGUCAAAGAGCUCUACUCUGACCUCAACGUCAUCCGUGGCCCUGGAGGGUCUACAGUGACGUGUGGAAACAUCCUUUACCUGCUGCUCUUUGGCUGGUGGCUCUCGCUGCUCUACGUCCUGGUGGCUGCAGGAAUGUUUGUCACCGUUGUGGGGGUUCCCUAUGGACGGCUCUGCUGGAACCUUGCUGGCUAUUUCCUUUGGCCCUUUGGGAAAGUGAUUCAGAAUGUAGAGUCCCCCAAAUCCCAACAGGCACCAGGUGUGCAUGAGGCCAACACGGAGAGCUCAGCGCUGCUUGGUGGCCCUGCACCCCAUCGCUGGGACCCACGGUGUUGGGUGGACGAAGGAUAUUGGCAACGUGCUGGCACUGUGGUGUGGCUGUGCCUGGGCUACCCACUGUUGGUACUAGCCCAUGGGCUAGUGUGUGUUACUGCAUGGCUCCUCGUCUUCCUCAUCCCUGUGGCCAAGCUGAGUGCCCGCACAGCUGUCCGUGUCCUUCUGCUGCCCCCAGAGCGGGUGUGCAUCCGUCGUCUGAGGAUGACGGAGGUGCCGCUGGAUGGGGAGGUUAUCCUGUGCUGCUACCGUGCUGUCAACCCCUACUACUACAAGUAUGCAGUGGGUGGCAUCAAUGUCUUUGCUGUCAACCUGCUGCCACUGGUGCUGGUGACACUGGUGCUGGGUUAUGUGGACAGCCACAACCAGUUGACGAGCUCUCCAGUCAAGUUCACGUUGGCGCUGCUCUCCAUCAUGCCCCUCUCCUACUACAUUGGGAUGGCCAUUGCCAGUAUCUCAGCCCAGAGCAACUUUGCGGUGGGUGCAGUGGUGAAUGCCACGUUUGGCUCCAUCACGGAGCUCACCUUCUAUAUCACAGCACUCAUCAAAGGAUCACGUGAGGGCAACAGCUGCUAUGCUGAGAUUGUCAAGUCAGCGCUGACGGGGACGCUGGUGGGAUGUGUCCUCUUUGUCCCGGGUUUGUGCAUGGUGAUAGGGGGCAUCCGGCAUCAGGAGCAGCGCUUCAACAGCCGGUCAGCAGGUGUCAGCUCAGCCCUGCUCUUCCUCUCUGUUGGAGGUGUCUUUGCCCCAACACUCUUCUCCAAGGUGUAUGGGAAGCUGGUGUGUGGUGAGUGCCACAAUGUCACCCAGAACCCACUGGGCCACUACCUCUGCCACAACUGUCACUUUGACCUGAUGGAGAACAAUGGCACGCUCUACUACAGCCAUGUUCAACCCCUGGUGUACACAGUGUCCCUCCUGCUCCCUGCUGCGUACCUCAUCGGCCUCUUCUUCACCCUGAAAACUCACUCACACAUCUAUGACAUCCACAUCAGUGACUGCCACAUGCCUGGCCACCACCACAGUGCUGUGGUCCACUGGUCCCGCUGGCGGGCACUGGUCAUCCUCCUGCUCUCCACCCUCUGUAUGUCAGCCUGCGCUGACCUGGCCACGGAGCACAUCAGCCCCAUCCUCACCAACUCUACCAUCUCACAGUAUUUCAUUGGUGUAACUGUGCUGGCAAUGGUGCCUGAGCUACCAGAGAUUGUCAAUGGCAUCCAGUUUGCCCUACAGAAUAACCUGAGUUUGAGCAUCGAGAUUGGGAACUGCAUUGCUGUCCAGGUCUGCAUGCUCCAGAUUCCUAUUCUGGUGCUCUUCACCAUCUUCUAUCCAACGAACUUCACACUUGUCUUCAGUGACCUCCAUGUCUAUGCCAGCAUGUUCAGCGUGGUGCUCAUGAACUAUAUCUUCAUGGAUGGCAAAUGUGACUAUUUCCAAGGCACAGUGCUGGUGAUGGUCUACUUCAUCCUCCUGGCUGUGUACUUCUUCGCCCCAUCACCCAGUGGCUGCUGAGUUUGGGACUUGGUUGGGUUCCUCCAACUCUAUUGUUGGGCUUGGUGUGUGCCAGAACAUGAUCCAGCAUCUCAGGGAUUUGGCUGGGCUGGAUAUGGGCUGGAAAGCAGCAACAGAAGCACUCCUGCACUCAGAUUGAGCCUUUGUGCCCCAACACUUCACAGAAGAAUUUCUGGCUCGUGUCUGUUCCUGGAAGGAAAAUAUCCUCAAUGGGAGAGUCUUGAAGGACAUUGGUGUGGUCUCAAGGAUGGACCCUCCACUGGGAUUCUUGAACUGGGAGAUGGUGCUUGAGAAGAGAGCCCUCAUCCUUCUAGGCCUUGGGGAUUCUGGUUUCUCCUGGGUCUGGAAGGGGUUAUGGCCUGGGCCAUCUCACAGGGCUUUGUGAUGGUACUGGAGCUGCACUGAAUGUCUCUUUUUCAGCUGUUUUGCCAUUAAAGCAGUUUUGUACAAAUCA